Molecule: messenger RNA, 3108 nt
Organism: Camelus dromedarius (Arabian camel)
Lineage: Eukaryota; Metazoa; Chordata; Mammalia; Artiodactyla; Camelidae
Gene: PARN
Product: poly(A)-specific ribonuclease
Exons: 25
Coding region: 374-2107 (577 amino acids)
Biological process (GO): nuclear-transcribed mRNA poly(A) tail shortening
Cellular component (GO): cytoplasm; nucleus
Molecular function (GO): metal ion binding; RNA binding; poly(A)-specific ribonuclease activity
Source: RefSeq, a predicted model, not a curated record
GCUGCCUGGAGCGGCCACUCCCGGGCCGAAGAGGUCGGCGCAUGCGUACCACCGCCAAUCCCGCCCCUUCCUUUCGGGUGGACAGACCUUGAGCCAGGGCGAUAACCCCCAGAAGCACCCUGCUUUUUCUCUGCAUAGCGAUCUUUCCAACUAGCAAGUUUGAUUCCAGCCUGACUUUCCAUUCUUCCCUCAAGUUAAGCUCCAGUGGGAUUUUAAGAGUAAUCUUCAUAAAGUGUACCAAGCCAUAGAGGAGGCCGACUUCUUCGCCAUCGAUGGGGAGUUUUCAGGAAUCAGCGAUGGCCCUUCAGUCACUGCAUUAACAAAUGGUUUUGACACUCCAGAAGAAAGGUACCAGAAGCUUAAAAAGCAUUCCAUGGACUUUUUGCUGUUUCAGUUUGGCCUUUGCACUUUUAAGUAUGACUGCACAGAUUCAAAGUAUAUAACAAAGUCAUUUAACUUCUAUGUUUUCCCGAAACCCUUCAAAAGAUCCUCACCAGAUGUCAAAUUUGUUUGUCAGAGCUCAAGUAUUGACUUCCUAGCAAGCCAAGGGUUUGACUUCAAUAAAGUUUUUCGCAACGGAAUUCCAUACUUAAACCAGGAAGAAGAAAGACAGUUACGAGAGCAGUACGACGAGAAACGUUCACAGUCCAAUGGGGCAGGCGCUCUGUCAUAUGUUUCUCCAAACACGUCCAAGUGUCCCGUGUCGAUUCCUGAGGAUCAGAAGAAGUUUAUUGACCAAGUGGUAGAGAAAAUAGAAGAUUUGUUACAAAGUGAAGAAAACAAGAACUUGGAUUUAGAGCCAUGUACUGGGUUCCAAAGAAAACUAAUUUAUCAGACUUUGAGCUGGAAGUAUCCCAAAGGCAUUCAUGUUGAGACUUUAGAAACUGAAAAGAAAGAGCGCUAUAUCGUUAUCAGCAAAGUAGAUGAAGAGGAACGCAAGAGAAGAGAGCAACAGAAACAGGCCAAGGAACAGGAAGAACUGAAUGAUGCUGUGGGAUUUUCUAGAGUCAUCCAUGCCAUUGCUAAUUCGGGAAAACUUGUCAUUGGGCACAACAUGCUUUUGGAUGUCAUGCACACCAUUCAUCAGUUCUACUGCCCUCUGCCUGCGGACUUAAAUGAGUUUAAGGAGAUGACAGCAUGUGUUUUCCCCAGACUCUUGGAUACUAAAUUGAUGGCCAGCACACAACCUUUUAAGGAUAUCAUUAACAACACAUCCCUUGCGGAAUUGGAAAAACGGUUAAAAGAGACACCUUUCAGCUCUCCUAAAGUUGAAAGUGCGAAAGGUUUUCCGAGUUAUACCACAGCUUGUGAACAGCUCCACGAGGCAGGCUAUGAUGCUUAUAUCACAGGACUGUGUUUCAUCUCCAUGGCAAACUACCUAGGUUCUUUUCUUAGUCCUCCAAAAAUUCAUGUGUCUGCCAGAUCAAAACUCAUUGAACCUUUUUUUAACAAGUUAUUCCUUAUGAGAGUCAUGGAUAUCCCCUAUCUAAACUUGGAAGGACCAGACUUGCAGCCUAAACGUGAUCAUGUCCUCCAUGUGACAUUCCCCAAAGAAUGGAAAACCAGCGACCUUUACCAGCUUUUCAGUGCCUUUGGUAACAUUCAGAUAUCCUGGAUUGAUGAUACAUCAGCAUUUGUUUCCCUCAGCCAGCCUGAACAAGUACAGAUUGCUGUCAACACCAGCAAAUAUGCAGAAAGCUAUCGGAUCCAGACCUAUGCUGACUAUGUGGGGAAAAAACACGAGGAGAAGCAGAUCAAGAGAAAGUGGACAGAAGAUGGUUGGAAGGAGGUUGAAAGAAAGCGGCUGAACACGCAGUGCGUCUCCUACACUCCGCAGAAUCACUAUUACUAUGCCAGCAGUCUUACAACGACCAGCACAGGGGGAAAGAGGAAUCUGAGUCCCAGUCAAGCAGAACCUGGCCUGGAGGCCAGAGAAUCGGGGGAGGUUUCUGACAGUGAGCUUGAGCAGACAGAUUCCUGUGCAGAAUCCCUCUCAGAGGGACGGAAAAAGGCCAAGAAAUUAAAAAGGAUGAAGAAGGACCUUUCUCCAACAGGAAGCAUCUCGGACAGCUCGGCCAAGCUCUUUGAAGUCCCUGACACGUGGUAACCAAGACCCAAGUGGAACAAAUCGCUGGUGCUGUUGCUGAGAAAGAAAGAACCAGCCGGCACGUUUGGAAGCCAUACUGUGUUUAGUUUAACAAACUGCUCUGGGAGGGGUUGAAACCAAGUGUGUCUCCUACAGAGUCCCAGUUUUUUUUUUCACGGCUGUGUUUCUUUUCUUCCUUUUUUAAAGUCAACUCUCCACUGGCACUCAGCACGGUUGUAGGCUGUCAUAAAUGUGUAUGUGAUUAACCAGUUAAUUAUUUGUUGCUCGUGUGAAGCCCUUCCUGUCAUGAAUUAGUGUCUAAGAAGCCACCUGAUGGGGAAGGUCGGCCAUGAAAUACACAUGAAGAGCCGACCCUCUCGAGUGCUGUGAUCAUGAAUUUGGGAUUGAACUCUUGCCUGCUUCGUCCACCUUCCCGCGCUCAGGUCUGGAGCAGCCCCAGCACGUGGGUACCAUCUCCUGGUAGGGAAUUCAGUUGUGUCUGCCCGCUUCCCACUACAGCUGCCUAAAAACAUGAAGCUCUCAAGCUUGUUUUUCCAGCAGGAAAAUGUCUACCGCUGUCAGCAUAUGCCUUGGCCUUUGGGGCAUAUUUAUUUAGAGGGGUGUUUUUUUCCCCUAAGAUGUGAGUUUCUCGUAUGAGUGAGAAGUUAAUUUCUGUUACUCCAUGUAGUGCUGUGUUCACGUUUCAGUGUCUUAGCCUGGUGUCUUCUCUGUUUUUUAUGAGUGGGUCUGGGGGUGAGCUGGCGAGUGUGAGUACUUGUGUGUGUGUGUGUGUGUGUGUGUGUGUGUGUGUGUGUGUGUGUGUGAUACCAUGACAAAUCUACAACAUGUACCAGCCCUUUCUCUGUUGAAACAGAUCACAACAGCGACAGAAUUCCGUGGAUCUGCUUCAGUAGAUCUGCUUCGUUAUCGAUCAUUGUUAGAUAUUUAACAUUUUUGUAUCAUGGAAAUAAAAAUGAAAAAUGUAUUUCCAAAAGAUGAAAAUUAAAGAAAUUUUCAUAGGA